GAGAACAUGCCUCUCUCAAAGGGUCUCCUCCCUUCCUCUCCAGAAAAGAAGAGGAAACACAAGAAGCGGCUGGUACAGUGCCCCAAUUCCUACUUCACAGAUGUGAAAUGGCCAGGAUGCUAUAAAAUCACCACGGUCUUUAGCCACGUAGAAAUGGUAGUUUCGUGCGCUCACUGCUCCAAUGUCCUCUGCCAGUCUACAGGAGGAAAAGCAAGCCUUACAGAAGGAUGCUCCCUGAGGAGGAAGCAGCACUAA
Messenger RNA from Cynocephalus volans (Philippine flying lemur), 255 nucleotides. RefSeq names its product small ribosomal subunit protein eS27-like. The transcript has a single exon. Gene Ontology annotation, biological process: ribosomal small subunit assembly; translation. Bases 7 to 255 code for a protein of 82 amino acids. Gene Ontology annotation, cellular component: cytosolic small ribosomal subunit; ribosome. The record is from RefSeq and is a predicted model, not a curated record. Gene Ontology annotation, molecular function: structural constituent of ribosome; RNA binding. NCBI's taxonomy places the organism in Eukaryota, Metazoa, Chordata, Mammalia, Dermoptera, Cynocephalidae.